Messenger RNA from Pseudopipra pipra, 1553 nucleotides. It is a transcript of the gene PEX16, whose product is annotated as peroxisomal biogenesis factor 16. NCBI's taxonomy places the organism in Eukaryota, Metazoa, Chordata, Aves, Passeriformes, Pipridae. The transcript has 11 exons. Gene Ontology annotation, biological process: peroxisome organization. The record is from RefSeq and is a predicted model, not a curated record. Gene Ontology annotation, cellular component: peroxisomal membrane. The coding region runs from base 16 to 1086 and encodes 356 amino acids.
CGCGGCGGCGGAGCCAUGGCGGCGGCGGCGGCCUCGGCGGCCACGGCCCGUGCCCGCGGAGCCGGCCCGGCGUGGCGGCUGCGCCUGCUGUGCCAGCGCUACCAGGAGUACGUGAGGCGGCACCCGGCCGCCACGGCCCAGCUGGAGGGCACCGUGCGGGGACUCUCCUACCUGCUGCCAGGUCGCUUCUCGGACUCGCACGCGCUGUCGGAGCUGGUGUACUCUGCCUCCAACCUUUUAGUGCUGUUAAAUGACUGGAUUCUCCGAAAGGACCUGCAGCAAAGCCUGCCCGUGUCACUGCCCCAGCAGAAGCUGCUGACCUGGCUGAGUGUGCUAGAAUGCGUGGAGGUCUUUGCAGAGAUGGGGACAGCCAGGGUGUGGGGGGAGAUGGGCCGGUGGACCAUCAUUGUCCUCAUCCAGCUGGCUAAAGCCAUCCUUCGUCUCCUGCUCCUGCUGUGGUACAAAGCUGGCAUCCAGAUGUCUCCUCCCAUCGUGCCACUGAACAGGGAGCAGCAGCAGCCUCUCCACCCUCAAGACACAGAAGACAACUCUUCAGGGAAGGAUCAGACCUAUGUUGGCAGGCGUUCCAGCCGUGUUGUGCGCUCUCUCCAGAGCACCCCAUCCCUGCAGUCCCGGCACUGGGGGUCCCCCCAGCAGAGGGAGGAGUCACAGAGCAGAAGAGCGGAGGAGAUGAACCAGCCACCCACGCCUCUGGGUCUCCAAGAAACCAUCGCAGAAUCCCUCUACAUUACCCGCCCUCUGCUCCACCUAUUGAGUUUAGGAGUGUGGGGCCAGAGAUCAUGGAAGCCCUGGCUCCUCUCAGCAGUCCUGGACAUCUCAAGUCUGAGCUUGCUGAGUGAUCUGAAAGACCUGAACAGGCGAGAGCGAGCGGAGCUGAGGCGACGAACCGUCCUACUGCUGUACUACCUGCUGAGAUCUCCUUUCUAUGACCGAUACUCAGAGGGCAGGAUCCUUCUCCUUCUGCGCUUGUUGGCUGAUUACGUGCCUGGAGUUGGCUUCGUCACACGGCCACUGAUGGAUUACUUGCCUGCUUGGCAGAAAAUCUAUUUCUAUAACUGGGGCUGAUGAGAAGAUGAUUAUUCUCUGCUAAGAUCAUGGCUGGACCUUUCUAAGGAGGGCAAGCAGGCUGGGGGGAGGGAUGUUGAUAAUGUCUAAUUCUCAGUUAAACCAUCAAUGAGAAGCUCCUGUUCUGCAGGGUGGGGAGAGGGGGUGUAUGUGAUUUUUUUUAAUGGAUCUAGCUGUGAAUGAUGGACACUACAUGUGUGCAGAGACUCUGGCCACCUAUUUCUUGGACCGUUCUGUGGCUACAGUGAUGGUGAUGGGGCAAUCUCUUUUUUAAGCACUUGUUUUUUCUCUUUUUGUACAGCUGUGCUAUAAUAAAGCCAGGCAGCAUAGUGGGUUUUUGGAGAGCAUUGUCUCACAUGUCAAGGUGCUGCGGUUGAACCUGCAACCUGCUUGUGUUGGCUGUGCUUGGCCGAUCUGCUUGGAGCGGACUUGUCUGUCAAAUAAACUGACCCAUGGGAGAGAACUGA